AUGUCAGUACUGGUGUCCGCAACAUCCAACGCGGGCUUCCGGCCUGAGCAUACAGUGUGGAGUGUCGCACGAGCACCACAGCUCGGAGUCGGACCGAACACGAACACGGUCCGGGAGGACAGAGCGGUGGAGCAUACAUCCAUCGAGGACGGUGCACUGCCGAACAAACGUCGGAUUGACUCACUGACCGCGCGCUGCGUGCGCUCCGAUGUGGACAUGGAUCACACAAUCCCGGUCAAUGCGAUACGGCACGAUUGA
Molecule: messenger RNA, 258 nt
Organism: Sparassis crispa
Lineage: Eukaryota; Fungi; Basidiomycota; Agaricomycetes; Polyporales; Sparassidaceae
Exons: 2
Coding region: 1-258 (85 amino acids)
Source: RefSeq, a predicted model, not a curated record